Nematolebias whitei (Rio pearlfish) is the source of this 1920-nucleotide messenger RNA. Its product is annotated as SH2B adapter protein 1-like. Gene Ontology annotation, biological process: intracellular signal transduction. The record is from RefSeq and is a predicted model, not a curated record. Gene Ontology annotation, cellular component: plasma membrane. The transcript has a single exon. Gene Ontology annotation, molecular function: transmembrane receptor protein tyrosine kinase adaptor activity. The annotation marks the transcript as partial. NCBI's taxonomy places the organism in Eukaryota, Metazoa, Chordata, Actinopteri, Cyprinodontiformes, Rivulidae.
UCAAAGAUUUUAUUUUCUUGCUGAAACUAAAUCAUAUUUGAUGAUAAAAUAAUGUAGCAUAACGCGCUCCUCCUUUUUAAAGCCCAUCUUCGAUGGAUUAUUUUUACCGUGUUUCUUUGCUGAUUUUCAACUUUGUGUUCAAAUGAGAAGACGGACGUUUGCCUCCGGUUUUCACCGCAGCUCGUUUGUUUGAAGCGAUCUGACUGAACUGAGUCCCAACAUUUCACCAGGAUGAACGGCUCUCUUUUAACCCCGCCCAGCCCGCGGGCCGCCAACUCUUCCCCUUUACCUCCAUCGCCCUCCCCGUCUCCGUCCCCCCCGUCCCCGUCUCUGUUGCCCCUAUCCUCCAGACCUCCACCCCUCCCACCUCUGGUGAGCUCGCCUCCCCAGGCUCACCCGUCCUCCCUGUCUGACACCCCAACACCAUCUCCCUCCCCUUCCCUGAGCUGGACUGAAUUCUGUGAGCUCCACGCCCGUGUUGCCGCCGGAGACUUUGCUCGCCAUUUUCGAGCAUUUCUCCUGGAAAAUCCACACUACACCACGGACUCUGCGGCUGCGUUCUGCCGGCGCUUCACCGACCGCUUUGUUCGCCACUUCCAGAGCGAGCUGGAGGGGGCGCUCCCGCCGAGUUGCGCUCCUUGCCGUGAUGAGAUGGUGAGCUGGGCUCCCCCGUCAGACGCUACCUCCCUGGAAGAGGAGGCGGUCUCGCCUUUGUCAGGAACUGGUGGGAUGGGCCUUCCAAGCACCUCUUUGACCUCGGCGAGGGUCAUGUCCAAGCCCACCCCAUCACGGCUGGUGUUGGAGAACCGCAGCGGGGACCGCUUUCAAGAUUCUUAUGCUCACAGCCAAGUCCUUCCCCCUUCCUCUUCGUCGUCGUGCUGCUCCUCAGUGGGAGGGAACAACGGGAGGCGGGAGGAAAGGGGCGCCAUGCUCGGCCCAGGAAAUGGUGAAGCUCCUGUUGAGGAGGAGGAGGAGGACAGCUGGCUGGGCGUGGCUUCAGUUGAGGAAGACGUUGAGCCAGAAGAGCGAGAAGCAGAGUCCUCAGAGGUGGACCACGCAGACUCCUCCCACACUCCUCACCUCCCUCUCUCCUCCGUCACUCCUCCACUCAGCUCCAAAGGUAACGGUACGCCCAAUUCCUCCAAAAACAAACUGAAGAAGCGCUUCUCGCUGCGGAGUGUAGGCCGGAGUGUGCGAGGGAGUGUCCGAGGAAUCCUCCACUGGAAGAGCUCGUCCAGUGACGCCUCCCCCACCCCGCUGCCCUCCAGCUACAGCUACACCAUGGGGGUGCAAGAGGCCAGCCUGGCCUCCAAGAGGAACUCUGCUACUCAGCCUCCUACACCCACCUCCUCCAUGCCCAUGUCACUGUCCAUGCCCCUCACCCUUCCUCACUCCUCCUCCUCCUCCCUGCCGCCCUCCUCCUCCAGCAGCGCCACCUCUCUGUCUCUGUCUGAGGCCGCUCGGGACCGCAGGAGGAGCAACGGAGAAGGAGGCGAGAAGGACAAGUGGAGCCAUCGUCUGGAGAAACUCAGAUUGUCACGAUCGCCUCCUCCCAUCCUCACGCAAACCACCGUCACCUCCUCGCUGCCUCCGAGCAGCGCCUCUGCCAUGGGUCCUCCCAGGAAGGUGGGCCGGCUGGUGCGAGAGGGCGGAGUCAGCGUCAGCUCGUCCAGCGACGAACUGGGUGGUAGCCACGGCUUCUCGGGCUUCUCGUUCGGUCUGCUGCAUCACAGUACGGACAACAACAUGACCCCAUCGUCGGGAGCCGCGGCAGGUCCAGUUCAGCCUCUGGCCAGUGGGGGAAACUUGCCCUGGAAGGGGGGCCGAUGGCAUAAAUGUCGCCUGGUCCUCAGAGAGAGGGACCGAGAGGGUGGCGAGCGGGGAGAGGAGUAUUACCUGGAGUUCUUCAUCCCACCUAAA